CUCUGCCUUUAUCUCUCUCUAAUCAAUUAAUCACUUCCGGUUGUCCUGUUGCUUUGUAAACUGGGGAGAAGUUCAGAAACGAAGGCGGCGCUCCACACUCGCGGAGGGGUUUCCUGACCCAGUCAUUUGCGCCUCGACCGGCGGUGACGCUCAGCCUCCCUCCCUCCCUCCCUCCCUCCCUCGCUCCCUCAGGCGCUCCUGGAACACACCGGCGGGGGUCGGAGGCGCUCAGCAGCAUGGAAGUGACCAAAGGAGAGGAACCCUCGGCCGAACAGGCCGCGUCUUUGCUGAUGGCGCCGGAGGUGGAGAGUCAAACGAGGGCCGCCGGCCGGGGGAGGGAGCGCAGCACCCGCUGCAGAGUCAUCCCUGUGGUGCUGCUGCUGUGCUUACUGGCCGUCAUUCUGGCUGUGGUGUUUUCACUGAGAAAGAGCAGCGAUGUCAAAGCAGAAGGUGAGCUGUGGCUGCAAGCGGGUGAGGAAACCCAGCAGCCCCGGUGUCCUCCCGGUUUCGUCAGACCUCCUCUCAUCCUGGUGUCCUUGGACGGUUUCCGGGCGGAGUACCUGAAAGAUCACGGCGGCCACCUUCCCGCCAUCAGCAAGUUACGAAACGAGGGAACGAGCAUGCCGUACAUGAGGCCUGUUUAUCCCACAAAGACCUUUCCCAACCACUACAGCAUCGUCACUGGUCUUUAUCCUGAGUCUCAUGGAAUUGUGGACAACAAGAUGUACGAUGUGACCCAAAACACUUCGUUCAGCUUGAAAAGUGAAGAGAAAUUCAACGCUAAAUGGUACCAAGGCGAGCCAGUCUGGAUCAGUGCCAUGCGUCAGAAGCUGAAAGCAGGAACCUUCUUCUGGCCUGGCUCAGAUGUUAGAAUCAAUGGCACUUUCCCAAACAUCUACAAGACGUAUAACAAGAGCAUCACGUUCGAGCAGCGGGUGCUGACACUGUUUGAAUGGCUCGGUUUACCUGAGGGAGAAAGACCUGACCUUUACACUUUGUACUUGGAGGAACCUGACUCAUCAGGACAUAAGUUUGGACCAGCGAGCAGCCAGGUCCUGCAGGCUUUGGAAGGUGUGGACCGGAUUGUGGGCAUGCUGAUGGAUGGCCUGAUACAGAGAGACCUGCACCACUGUGUGAACAUCAUGGUCGUAUCAGACCACGGCAUGGAGGAGGCUUCGUGUGAGAAAGCAGCUUUCGUGUCCACCUACUUGACACAAACGGAGGACUUUGCUGUCAUCCAAGGGCCAGCUGCUCGCAUCAGACCCAGUCGCCUCCCAGAGGAUUACUUUUCCUUUGACUUUGAGAGUCUGAUAAAGAACCUGUCGUGCAAGACUGCUGACCAGCCAAUGAGGCCGUACCUCAAAGAAAACCUCCCCAAAAGAAUGCACUUUGCUAACAACAAGCGUAUAGAGAGAGGACACCUCUACAUGAAGCAGGGGUGGCAGGCCGCUCUGAACAAACAAGAACUCAAGUACUGCCUCGGUGGAUUCCACGGCUCAGAUAAUCUCUUCACCAACAUGCAGGCAAUCUUCAUUGGUUACGGUCCAGGAUUUAAAAAAAAGACGGUUGUGCCUCCAUUUGAAAACAUUGAACUCUACAACCUGAUGUGCGAUCUUCUCGGCAUUCGUCCCGCUCCGAACAACGGCACUCAUGGCAGUCUGAACCAUCUUCUGACCAGUCCCGUCCACCUGCCGGUCCACCCAGCACAGCUCUCCCAUGACACCCCCUGUGUGGCCAGUGACCCCGCUGACGACCUGCAAUGCACCUGUGAUUUGCACAACAAGCCCGAGGUCACUGCUAUAACCAGAAAUCUCACGAUAAUGAAUCCCAGCAGUUUCCGUCACCUCCACCAUCCCUUUGGUACCCCUGGAGUCGUCCAACCAGGCGCCACCUUUUGUCUUCUCCACCACUCCAACUACCUCAACGGAUACAGCAAAGACCGCCUCAUGGCCCUGUGGGUGUCGUACACCGUCCAGCCUCCGACCAGGGUGCGACCCCUGGCACCAGGGUUGGCGGAGUGCGUUCACGCCGACAUCCGCAUCCCACCGGCCUCCAGCCAGAGCUGUCAGCGCUACAGAAACGACCCCGCUCUGACCUUCGGCCUGCUGCAUCCCCCAGGUUUGAGUACCAACGGACGCGAGACAGACUCUCUACUGACCAGCAACAUGGUGCCAAUGUUCCCUGCAUUUAAAGAUGUUUGGCUUCAUGUCCACGAUGUCCUUCUUCCAAAAUAUUCACAACAGCUGAACGGAGUUAACGUCAUGAGUGGGCCGAUUUUUGAUGAGGACUAUGAUGGAAACGUUGAUGCGCUCAAAGCAAUCUCAGGGAACCAGGCUCCCAUCCCGACACAUUUCUUCAUGAUCCUCACCAGCUGUGGGAACUCGUCCUUCGGCCCCCUUAACUGCGAGGGUCCCCUGCAGGCCAGGUCCUUCGUCCUGCCCCACAGACCCGACCACACGGAGAGCUGUGCUAACGGGUCGGACUUGGCGUGGGUGGAGGAUUGGCUGCAGUUUCACGCGGCGCGCGUCCGAGACGUCGAGCUCCUGGCAGGACUCAGCUUCUACCACGACCGGUUAUCAGUGGAGGAGACGCUACGGCUCAAGACGGCGCUGCAGACGGAAAUGAAGCUUUAGUUUCCAGUGGAAGCCUCGUCGGCCCGCACCACGCGCCUCGGCCCGAACGCACACUUCACCAGAUUUCUGUGCCCCAAACCAAAUUGAGUUCCAUCUGGGGUUUUUUUUGUGAUACGUCUGAAUCCCCACAAAGUGUAUAAUUAGUCAAUUUGUGAUGGAUGUAUAUGUGUUUUUUGAAGGACGUUUUUUUUAAUGGAUGAUUUUAUAGCUUUUGACAUCCGCAGCUCUGAACCAAAGACGGGGCUUCCUUGGAUGGAGACAAAAUAAAAUGGAAAAGGGGUUACAUUUAGGAACAAGGAAUCUAUUUAUACUACUGUUUAUGUGUUUAAUGGCCGGGGCACACACACGAUCAUCUGGAAACAAUCUUGUCUGCUGACACACAACUGGACAGCCGCCUGAAACACACCAGAGAACUAGAGAAAUAAGUAUUGUU
Molecule: messenger RNA, 3066 nt
Organism: Pungitius pungitius (ninespine stickleback)
Lineage: Eukaryota; Metazoa; Chordata; Actinopteri; Perciformes; Gasterosteidae
Gene: enpp1
Product: ectonucleotide pyrophosphatase/phosphodiesterase 1
Exons: 23
Coding region: 237-2633 (798 amino acids)
Biological process (GO): negative regulation of fat cell differentiation; nucleoside triphosphate catabolic process; inorganic diphosphate transport
Cellular component (GO): cell surface
Molecular function (GO): nucleic acid binding; dinucleotide phosphatase activity; metal ion binding
Source: RefSeq, a predicted model, not a curated record